Messenger RNA from Brassica oleracea var. oleracea, 1060 nucleotides. Its product is annotated as probable WRKY transcription factor 64. The transcript has 3 exons. The record is from RefSeq and is a predicted model, not a curated record. Lineage: Eukaryota; Viridiplantae; Streptophyta; Magnoliopsida; Brassicales; Brassicaceae. Gene Ontology annotation, molecular function: DNA-binding transcription factor activity; sequence-specific DNA binding. Gene Ontology annotation, biological process: regulation of DNA-templated transcription. The coding region runs from base 52 to 828 and encodes 258 amino acids.
CUCUUCUUGCUCUUCAAGUCUUGGGACUUCUCCACAGCUCUAAACUAAAAAAUGUCUCACGGUAUUGACAAGGCGGUUGAGGCGCUGCUUCGUGGCCAAGAAAGCGCUUACCGCUUGAAGACCGUGCUCGAGCACGCAAGCUCAGUUCCAACCGAGCCUCUCUUCGAUACCGUUCUUGAUUCCUUCUCAUUUGCUCUCUCUCUUUUUGCAUCUUCUAACCCUCAACCACACCGUGAGUCUUCUCAGAACAAGGCAACCCCCGUGGUGGCUCAAAAAUCGCCCAAGAAAAAUAGCCACGGAGAAGAAUGUUUAGAGCAAUACAUCCAAGAUUCACCAACUCCUUUCUGCAAUGACGGUUUUUCUUGGAGGAAGUACGGCCAAAAGAAAAUCAAAACCUCUUCCCACCAAAGGUGUUACUAUCGUUGCGCCUAUGCCAAAGACAGAAACUGCAACGCUACAAAGAGGGUGCAACAGAUCCAAAACAGUCCUUCUGUGUACAGAACAACUUAUGUCGGAAAACACAUCUGUGAGGUUAAUGCUUUUUUGCAGCCUAAUGAAGAUAUUAUUAACGGUUCCAAGAUGAUUCGGUUCGACAAGAUCGACCAAGUCAUGCCUGACUCGGUUAUGCCUCAACUCGUUCCAGUAGAACAACAAGAAGCAAUUAUCAUCGAAGGCACGGACCAAAUCAUGAACCUAGAAUGUGGUAGUAACGAGUUUUUGGUGGAUGAUGAACAGUUAUGGGGGUAUCAGUUUCCUCCAUGUUCACCUGGAAAUUUUAUGUUCUUGGACGAUCUUUCUGAGUUCGAUUACAAUCCUUUCCGCGUUUGAACAAGCAAUUUUUCAAGCUUCUUCUUAUGUUCACAUAGAGGGUAGACUAUGUCAUACUAUGGUACUUGCUAUAUUUUGUAAUAGUUUAUAUUUUGGUGUGUUAGAUUCAUAAUUCGUGACAUCGUUUUUGUGUCAUUAGUUUACGUCAUCGUUCAUGACGUAUAUGUGUAAGUUCGAUUCAAAUAUUGAGGACAACUACUGUUUAUCUUUUGAAUGAUAUAACGGGUGUUUA